Rhodotorula graminis WP1 is the source of this 1375-nucleotide messenger RNA. RefSeq lists its product as uncharacterized. Gene Ontology annotation, cellular component: cytoplasm. Gene Ontology annotation, molecular function: flavin adenine dinucleotide binding; electron-transferring-flavoprotein dehydrogenase activity. Bases 1 to 1305 code for a protein of 434 amino acids. The record is from RefSeq and is a predicted model, not a curated record. Lineage: Eukaryota; Fungi; Basidiomycota; Microbotryomycetes; Sporidiobolales; Sporidiobolaceae. The transcript has 4 exons.
AUGGCGACCGCCGCACCGCUCAAGGACACGCUCGACAAGCACGUCGUCGUCGUCGGUGGGUCGUACGUCGGCCUCGCCGUCGCGCAAGAACUCCUCAAGCUCGACAAGCCGCCGCGCGUGACGGUCGUCGAGCGUAACGAGCACUUUAGCCACCUGUGCCUUCGCCUACCCUCGCUUCGCUAUCGCGUCCGGAAACGAGCACAAGGCGUUCAUUCCCUUCUCCACCAUGCUCCCCUCGCCGCACCGCAUCUCCGCGCCAACGCCCUCUCGCUCUCUCCCUCGACACGCACCCUCACCCUCGACCGCCCUGUCCCCGGCGCCGGCGCCGAGCCGGCCUCGCGCGAGCUCGCGUACGACGCGCUCGUCCUCGCGACGGGCACCAAGCUGUCGCCGCCGGGCACGAUGCCGGGCAAGGGCGACAAGGCCGAGGGCGUCAAGUACCUGCAAAGUAUCCAGAGCGAUCUCGAGAAGGCGGGACAGAUCGUCAUCGUUGGUGGAGGAGCUGUCGGCGUUCAGAUGGCCUGCGACCUCGCCGUCCUGUACCCCGCCAAGCGGCAGCACAUCACGCUCGUCCAGUCGCGCCGCCUCAUGCCGCGCUUCCACCCGGCGCUGCACGACCUCGUCCAGAAGCGCUUCGACGACCUCGGCGUCAAGACGCUGCUCGGCGUGCGGGCCGACGUGCCCGAGGGCGGGUACGAGGCGCUGAACGAGCGAGGCGGUGGCGCAGUGCGGCUUAACGACGGGAGCGAGGUCCGAGCGGACUACGUCAUCCACGCCCUCGGUCAGUCGCCCAACUCGCAGCUCCUUUCGUCCUCCCUCCCCUCGGCCAUCCUCCCCUCGUCCUACAUCCGCGUCUCGCCCUCCCUCCUCGUCGCACCAUCCUCUCCAAGCGAGGCCGCCUCGGUCGCGCAGCGCAUCUUUGCCCUCGGCGACGUCGCCGACUCGGGCGCGCCAAAGGCGGCUCGCCCUGCCGUGCUCGGCCAGGCGCCUCUCGUCGCGCGCAACAUUGCGCGCGUCCUCGCUCGCGACUCGAACGUCACGUCGAGCUCGUCCGAGGCGCCCGAGCUCGAGCUCGAGACGCACACGCCCGGCGCGGCCGCGAUCCACCUCACGCUCGGCGUCGUCGACUCAGUCGUGUUCCGCAACCCGCCGUCGUCCGGCGUCGACGAGCGCGGUGAGCCGAGGUGGGACGGCGAGCCGCAUGUCACGUGGCGGGACGAUGGCGCCGAGGACAUGGGCAUCGAGGGAGUGUGGGCGAGGAGGGUUCCUGGGUUCGUCACCGGGCCGCACUCGUACCAUCUGUAGAGCGCGCGUUCGUCUCGAGGCUUCUGUAGAUUCUGUCCUUGCUAGAGCGCAAUCGAGCAUGUUUCCGUGG